AUGGCUGGGAGCUCCAGAGCUUGCUGGCGUUUGCCAAUGAGCACUGCCUCAGCCAAGCGCACCACCGCGGGAAGUGCUGCUCCACCUGCCCCUGGCGCCGUUGCAGAACAGCGGGUUGCCUGCGGACAAUUCCUCGUCAGCCGAAGCAUUGCGCACUCGGCCGCCCGCAGGGCAAGCAUAUCCGGCUCUGCCAGCGUUGCUUAUGCGGACAUCAGCAGCAUUUGCGCACUGCGCCGGGCGUCGAGGGAGUUGAAUGCGCGACGUCAUCGUGUGCGCUGGCUUGACAAGCCAAUCUUGCUUCGUCGAUCAUCGAUCGCACGGCCCCGCCAGCACCCGCCAACGAAACCGCCAACGAAACCACCAACCACCGCGCAGCAUCACGUCUGA
Messenger RNA from Boeremia exigua, 387 nucleotides. RefSeq lists its product as uncharacterized. Lineage: Eukaryota; Fungi; Ascomycota; Dothideomycetes; Pleosporales; Didymellaceae. Bases 1 to 387 code for a protein of 128 amino acids. The record is from RefSeq and is a predicted model, not a curated record. The transcript has a single exon.